GACUGAUUAAUCGAUGUCAGAGUCUUUUCGUUCUCUCCUUAGGAAUGACCCUAGUACUUAACAGGGCGACCCUGGGCAUUUGUCUUAUACCGUAGUUUUGGGAAAAUUGGCAAGAUGAGUACUAUGUUUGCAGACACACUUCUCAUUGUAUUCAUAUCGAUAUGCACUGCACUUUUAGCAGAAGGUAUAACAUGGGUGUUGGUGUAUAGAACAGAUAAGUACAAAAGACUAAAAGCAGAGGUGGAAAAACAAAGUAAAAAAUUAGAAAAAAAGAAAGAAACUAUAACUGAAUCUGCUGGUCGAACACAGAAGAAGAAAAUAGAGCGACAGGAGGAAAAGCUGAAGAACAACAAUAGAGACUUGUCAAUGGUAAGGAUUCUAUUGCUUCUAGCAGUAGGCUUCUGUUUCCUCAGCCUCAAAGGGGUAUUUAACAGUAUUUUUGACGGGCGAGUUGUAGCGAAGCUGCCAUUUGUACCCCUUUCUUAUAUCCAAGGCCUAUCACACAGAAACCUGCUAGGAGAAGAUUAUACUGAUUGUUCCUUUAUCUUCCUGUACAUCCUUUGUACAAUGUCCAUCAGACAGAACAUUCAGAAGAUGUUGGGACUUGCACCAUCACGUGCUGCUACUAAACAAGCUGGGGGAUUCCUUGGGCCCCCACCUCAGGCUGGCAAGUUUUCUUGAAUCAACAUGGAUUAGUUUUCAACAGUGUACUAUAUGCAUCAAGACAUUAAAAAUGGCAAAUUUGGAGCCUUGUGUGAAAAAACAGAUUUUCAUGUCGUGAAUGAUUUUUAGACCCACCAUAAAACAUGUGGUUUUGAUUUUAAUUGCAUUCAGUUGAAUUUGUGAAAACUUUGAACUGCUUUUGGUUCCACUAACUGGUGGUAUACCUUUCUUUUAUCAUAAAUUAGUGUACGGUUUAUAUUUCUUAUAUAGCAGCAGCAUGCUAAUUUAUUGGAAACAGACAGAACAGACCUUCUGCAUAAGUGCAUGCUGAAAAUAAAAGGAAAACAAGAGUA
Protopterus annectens (West African lungfish) is the source of this 1016-nucleotide messenger RNA. RefSeq names its product transmembrane and coiled-coil domains 1 (gene TMCO1). Gene Ontology annotation, biological process: endoplasmic reticulum calcium ion homeostasis. Gene Ontology annotation, cellular component: endoplasmic reticulum; endoplasmic reticulum membrane; cytoplasm. The coding region runs from base 115 to 681 and encodes 188 amino acids. Gene Ontology annotation, molecular function: calcium channel activity. Lineage: Eukaryota; Metazoa; Chordata; Ceratodontiformes; Protopteridae. The record is from RefSeq and is a predicted model, not a curated record. The transcript has 10 exons.